GAACAAAAGAAAGAAGCACCCGGAGAAGCUCAAAUAAAAAAAAAAUUACGACUUCUAGCUUCUCAUCCAUGGCACCACCCAAUUCUGUGAAAAUUCUGGAGCUCUGCCAGGUUGCCCCAGCCUGCAGCUCAACUAAUCCUUCAAACACCGAGUUCACUCUCCCCCUCACUUUCAUAGAUAUCAUUUGGCUCAAAUUUCCUCCAGCCGAGAGCAUUUUCUUUUAUGAACUCACCGAGUCAAGUCCUACUGUUUUCAAAUCAAUUAUCCUUCCAAAACUCAAAAAAUCACUCUCUCAUGCGCUAGUCAAUUUUCUUCCACUAGCUGGCAAUCUCAUAUGGCCUCAAGAUUCUCCUAAACCCAUAAUCUUAUGCACUCCAAAUGAUGCAGUUUCACUAACCAUUGCCGAGUCCAGUGCAGAAUUCGGUCGUCUCUCGAGCAAUGAAAUUCGUGAAGCUAUCGAGUCACGUCCUUACAUACCCGAGCUGUGUAUAUCUGACACUAAGGCUUCAGUUCUUGCUUUGCAAAUAACAUUGUUUCCUAAUAAAGGGUUUAGCAUAAGCUUCGUUACCCACCAUGCAGUUCUUGAUGGGAAAACUACGGCCAUGUUCAUUAAGGCAUGGGUUUAUAUAUGCAAACACCAAGAACUUGAAAAAAAUGAUCAACCACCCUUGUUGCCUGAUGAGUUAAUCCCUUCUUUUGAUAGGUCAGUUAUCAAAGAUGUAGCUAGGGUUGAGACGGCACACUUGAAUUACUGGUCAGUAAUGAACGAGUUGGUUCUGAAGUCCGAUCGUAGAAGUUUGAAGGUGUUGCCAAACAUGGGAGAGUCAGGGCCAUCCGACUUAGUUCGAGCCACCUUUGGGUUGUCUCGUGAAGACAUAAAGUUCCUAAGGAAAAAAGUGCAGUCCCAGUUCGAUAGCAUCCUCAAAGAAGAGCAAAACCAUCCGAAACAAAUGCAUUUGUCGACCUUUGUGCUCACAUGUGCUUACACUUUAGCUUCCAUGAUGAAAGCAAUAGGGGAUGGUAGUAAAAAAGUUUACUUCUUGUUCACUGUCGAUUUGAGGAGCCGAUCACUGGACCCUCCAAUUCCAAACAAUUAUUUUGGUAACUGUAUUGCUGGCCAACACGUUGCCGCUGAAGCAAGAUUUUUUAUGGAAGAAAAUGGGGUUGCCAUGAUAGCAGAGAGGUUUAGUGAAAUUAUAAAAGGAAUGGAGAUCAGGGGAUUUUUUGAAGGAGCUAAGGAGAGGCUAGUUGACCUGGCUUCUUUAGAACCAGGAACACAUUGCCUUGGGGUUGCUGGAUCGACCCGUUUUGAUUUUUACAGGUCAGAUUUCGGUUGGGGAGAGCCCAAGAAGGUGGAGAUUGCAUCCAUAGACAGGACAAGCUCUAUUUCUCUGUUAGAGAGCAGAGAUGGAAUAACAGGAGGUGUUGAGAUUGGUCUGGUUUUAAAGAGGCAUGAAAUGGAGACUUUUGCUUCUCUAUUUGUUAAUGGCCUAAAAGAUUAUUAAAGCUGCAUUUGUUUCUCUGAUGCUCAACAGAUCAACUCCGAUAUCGUUUCUCUGCAUAAUCAUUUUCAAUUGUUCAAAUAAAUGUACUGUUCAUCGGUCUACUACUGCUUUGUUAUGGGUCUACAUAUUCUUCGAGGCCUUUAAACUCUUUUUAUAUACUACUGUACGAGCAUAAGGGUGUUUAUUUGUGCUCUCACGGUAUCGGAGUAGAGGUUAGCUCUCUUUGUUCUUGGAUAUAACAUGUGGUUUUCUUGUCUUCCCAUUGCCAUUCAUUCAUGGAGUCAAAUCCAUGAUGGUUAUCGUUCUUUGUCUCUGCAAUUCGCCUCCUUGAUACGAUGAAGUGAUUCAUCGUGCACACCGUCUCCUUGCUUGCCCUUUUGCUUCAUGCUUGAUAAUCGGGGUCUUGAGCCCUUUUUGUAUGUAUCCAUAUACAUAAAUACAUAUAAAUAUACGGUGUGAGAUCCAUUUUCUUGA
Populus trichocarpa (black cottonwood) is the source of this 1979-nucleotide messenger RNA. RefSeq names its product phenolic glucoside malonyltransferase 1. NCBI's taxonomy places the organism in Eukaryota, Viridiplantae, Streptophyta, Magnoliopsida, Malpighiales, Salicaceae. The coding region runs from base 69 to 1505 and encodes 478 amino acids. The transcript has a single exon. The record is from RefSeq and is a predicted model, not a curated record.